AUGAGGCCGGCUGUUGUCCUGUCGGCGGCGCUGCUGGGCCAGCAGGUGACGGCAUUGUCGAUCCCUCAGACGAGCGCCGUCGAGAAGAGCAGCGGCGAGGAGAAACGGGACUUGUCGGGUCUGCUGUCCGGCGCUCUCGACGUGCUGGAUGCGAUCCCCGGCAUCGUGAACCAGGCCGUGAACACCACCAUUCGCGUGGUGAGAGCGUUGAAGGAGACGGUUGAUGAGAACGGGCUGCUGAGGGAUGACUUGACGACCAUUCUCGGCCUGAAUACGACAACCGGAAUGCCUCUUAACUCAACGGCGAAAGUCACAUGUCCGGACGUGGCCGUCGUUUUUGCCAGAGGGACGAAUGAGCCAGGAAACGUGGGCUUCCUCACCGGGCCUCCGUUCUUCGACGCCCUUAGAACUUACAUGAACGGCACCGGCACCAUCGCGGUGCAGGGCGUCAACAACUACCCCGCCGUCGCCGCGGGAUUCUUCGCGGGAGGGUCUCCCAACGGCGCCGCCUUCAUGUCGCAAGUGGCCAGGCAGACGCAGUCCAUGUGCCCCAAUACCAAGCUCACCAUGUCGGGAUACUCGCAGGGCUCGCAGGUCGCGCGCCUGGCCAUCUCGCAGAUGCCGCCCGACGGGCAGGCCAAGAUCUCCAGUGUCGUGCUCUUUGGCGAUCCGCUCGGCGGCAGGGCGAUACCGGGCGUCGACUCGAGCCGGCUGCUCGUCGUGUGCCACACCGGGGACAACAUAUGCCAGGGCGGCGACUUCAUCUUCGACCCGCACCUGAACUACAGCCUCGACGCGCCGACGGCGGCCCUGUUCGUGAUGCAGCGGAGCAGGCUCGGCAUGGCGAGUCGAGACGCGCAGAAUGAGGGAAUGGGCGACACGAUGGUGGGAAAGGUGCAGGACAUUAUGCACACUGGGAAGUAA
Molecule: messenger RNA, 924 nt
Organism: Colletotrichum karsti
Lineage: Eukaryota; Fungi; Ascomycota; Sordariomycetes; Glomerellales; Glomerellaceae
Product: cutinase
Exons: 2
Coding region: 1-924 (307 amino acids)
Biological process (GO): carbohydrate catabolic process
Cellular component (GO): extracellular region
Molecular function (GO): cutinase activity
Source: RefSeq, a predicted model, not a curated record